AUGAGCUCCUCCAAGGUAGCAAGAUUGCAAAAGAAUUGGACAUCCGGUGAGAAACCCGGUGAUAAGUCGGGUGACGAAGCAAUAUUGGAAUGGCUACAAACACCUCGCAAUGCAGCACGCUUCAUUCGCAUAUGGAACAACAUUGCCGAAGCCGAUAGCAAAACCAGUUUCAGUGCCGAGCUUGCAACGUUUGUCAACAGCAUCAGUAGCCCUCAGCGUACCGCGUCAAGCAUCCAUAAACGAGCACAACGAUUUGACGAGUUGCUGAAAGAAACCAAAGCCAUGCUAUCGAAUGGUGCUAGUGAUAGAGCAAUUCUCAAGCAUUUUCCAUAUUACCAUGAAUGUAUGAAAUGCAUGGAAAGAGGACUUGAAGUGAUACGACAAGAGCUUGAUGCCAAAGGAGAAAAAGAUGAUUACUACGACAGGAUCUUUGAAGCGUAUCAAUCACAAAUUACCCAGCGUACUCGAUCAGAACGUCGAUCAAAAUCAGCUUCUCUACCGGAUACACCAUCACCCAUACUGCCUUCACGUGAUACGUUAUUUGACAUGCCACCAUCACCGUCAUCCUCGUCCUCAUCAUCAUCAAUAUCAAUGACAAAGCAACCAUACAUGGAUUCAUCAAUGGCAAAGCGACCUUCGAUUGUUUCAGCUUCUUCAUCAUCCAACGUAUCCAAUCAAAUAUCCUCCAGUCUUAAGAGAAAAGCUUCACAACAUCCUCGAGUAGAAUAUCCACCUCGUCCCAAUAAAAGAGGUUUCCGCAUUGAGAGUGAUUCCACUUCACCUUCUGAUAGUCGACUUUGUGUUGAUCCAACACUACCAACACCAACACCAUCAUCGUCAUCAUCAUCGUCAUUGGCUCAUCAACCACCCGCUUUAUCAAGGCCCAUUUCGUCCCCUCGUCGUCCUUUACAUAUACGACCUGAUACUCCAUCCUCCUCGAAAUCCAUCCCAUCGCAGCAAAGAGAACAGCCCAAAAAGAAACGAGUUUCACACCAGCAGCCAAGGAAUCAUCAUGCUCAGCAACGUUCUGAAAUGGACGAUACAGAAACCAUUCCUCAAGAGUUGACGCAAUUGCUCCAGGAAACAAACAAGUGUAUGCAACGAAUAAUGAAAAUCAACCAACGGAUCGAGAAACGAAGAUUACUUGUCGAAAAAAGGAAACUAGCAUUGAGCAGAUCACGUGAAAUGGAACGGAAGGCUGAUUUGAUUAAGACGAUGCUCGAGUCAGGGUUCUCGAAAGAGGAAAUUAGUGAAACUAUCAACAAAUAG
This is a messenger RNA of Lichtheimia ornata, 1269 nucleotides long. RefSeq lists its product as uncharacterized. The record is from RefSeq and is a predicted model, not a curated record. The transcript is spliced from 2 exons. Bases 1 to 1269 code for a protein of 422 amino acids. Lineage: Eukaryota; Fungi; Mucoromycota; Mucoromycetes; Mucorales; Lichtheimiaceae.